This is a messenger RNA of Camponotus floridanus (Florida carpenter ant), 4883 nucleotides long. RefSeq names its product netrin receptor UNC5C. The coding region runs from base 649 to 3597 and encodes 982 amino acids. Gene Ontology annotation, biological process: motor neuron axon guidance; netrin-activated signaling pathway. The record is from RefSeq and is a predicted model, not a curated record. Lineage: Eukaryota; Metazoa; Arthropoda; Insecta; Hymenoptera; Formicidae. The transcript is spliced from 12 exons. Gene Ontology annotation, molecular function: netrin receptor activity; protein binding. Gene Ontology annotation, cellular component: membrane.
UCUCCGCGCUACGCGUCAGUUGGCCGACAUGAGCCGCGCGUGCUGGGGCUCCCGGUGUUUAUCCGCUCUUAACGGCUAAUCCCGAAGCGUACCCUCGUAUAUCGGGACGCGCGCGUGCACGUACCCGCUCGUGAAACGUACACGAGGGGCGAAAACGACGUUUCUCACAGUUCGUACCUGCGGGGAGAUUUUUUUCACGUACGGACCUCUUCUCCAGCUACGAUUUUUAACGGCGUGAAUAGCUUCCUCGUGACGGGAAGAUCUGUGUUCUUUGUCGCGCGUUUUGCCAGGAUCACGAUUACGAAGGGAUCGCGAGCGAGAUCGAUGUGAAAUAGUUUACCCCCCGAAUUGGCAAACGAAUAUCGAUAAUUCGUGGUCCGGGAGUGAGGAAUGACGUUACGACGUACGGUGUAACGAACUUACGACGAUGAUAACGCCAGUGUCAGUGCAGUGGGGUUAAAGUGCCAGCCGGUUUAUGGAUAACCACGCUUCACUGAUUGGCUGCACGAGUGCGGGCUCGUAGCAAGCCGACGAGUGACCAGUGUUGUGUCGAGUGGCACCGAGUGACGGUAUUUAAGUGUGAUUCGCGAUCGUUCCUUUGCACGAGAGAUGAACGAAUGAUCGGACCGCGGUGAUCCCUGAUACGCGAUGAGGCCGAAAUCUUGCUCGCUGUUUCUCUUGUUCUGCGUUCUUCUACCCGGAGUGGUUCGUCCCUUCACGUCCGGCGAAGAAGGUGAAGAUGCCGCAGAGGAGGAGGACGCGUAUCUGGAAGAAGAUGAUGUGCCUUCGGCUACGAUAGCCAGCGAUACCGAGUUGAUUUCCGAAGGUGGCGGUCAUCUACCAGUUUUUCUCACGGAACCCGUAAACUCUUUUGUCGUGAAGAACAAACCCGCAACUCUGCAUUGUAAAGCCGCUCACGCGCUACAGAUUUAUUUCCGUUGUAACAACGUGAGGGCGGAGGAGUCUCAGCAGCAGGAUUUCGUAGAUCCCCAUACGGGAACAAGGAUCGUCGACUGCGAACUCAAUGUCACGAGAGAUCAUAUCGAGGAGUACUUUAGCAAGGAUAAAUUCAAAUGCGAAUGCAUCGCUUGGUCUGGAUCAGGGCAGAUUAAGAGUCAACCGGCAAUUAUCGAUGUUGCUUACUUGAAGAAACAGUUCGAAUCGCCACCGUACUCUGUAUCGGUCGAAGCAGGUCAAAGCACCGAACUCAGAUGUUUGCCUCCAGUAGGAGUGCCACCACCUAGAGUUUACUGGUUAAGAAAUAAUGUCCCCGUGGACACUGAGUCGGAUACACUUCUCGUGUCCAGCGAGGGCCAUCUACUUAUUGGUCAAGCGAAACUUAGUCAUCAGGCCAAUUACACGUGCGUCGCUGAAAAUAUUGCCGCGAAACGACUAAGCGAUCCAGUUAGCUUAACAGUAUACGUUAACGGUGGCUGGUCUUCCUGGUCGUCUUGGUCGGAAUGCCACUCGCGAUGCGCGAAAGGCGGUCAGAAGAGGACGAGAACGUGCACGAAUCCAGCGCCCAUGAACGGCGGCCAGUCGUGCCUCGGCCCGGCUCAGCAAAAGAUGGACUGCAACACAGCUUGCCCCGCCGGCCCUUUGGAGGAAUUCACUAACACCCUGGUUGUGGACGGCGGAUGGUCCAGAUGGUCGACAUGGUCGGUGUGUGGGAGCGAUUGCACUCACACGAGGAGGAGAUCGUGCGACGAGCCGCCACCCAGCCACGGCGGGCGAUCUUGCCAGGGCAGGGACAUCAAUGUGGCGAAUUGCACCGGCGGCAUGUGCAACGUCAACGGCAAUGUGAAGGUGGGCGGCGCUCAUUUCACCGAGGAAGCGAAUCGCCAGAUGGAUGUAGCCUUGUAUGUCGGUCUAACGGUCGCCUGUGUAGUAAUUGGUGGCUUGGCGAUUUUUCUGACGAGACUCCUGCGACGCAAAGGUCGCGAUCAUUCCUUGUACUCCAUGGCUCGUAAUGAAUUCCAGCCGGAGUUCUUCCCGGACCAGGACAAGAAGCUGAGCCUGCAACCGGACGUGACGGCGACCAGCGUGCCGGCCUGCUACGAGUAUCCUUUCGAUCCGAAACUGUCGAUGUCGAGAUCCCUCUCGGAACAUCACUACGAUGUGCCGCACUUGUCGAUCGCGCCGCAACCGUCGCCGAUGUCACCCACGCCGAGCACGUCGACUCAAGAGUCCUGCAGCGACAAGCAGAUUCAUUCCGAUAGCGAGAACAGCGUCACGAGCUCCUACCCCUCCUCGGACUCGACGUACAACGUCGCCUCGGAGAGCGUCCGGCUGCCAAAAUUGGAGGCCGGAAACGUCGCCAGGGCGGCGGUAAACACGCGCGGCGCCCUGCUGGUGCUUCCGGACUCUGGAAUCUCCAUGUCGGUGCCGGAGGGUGCUGUUCCCAAGCCGCUCCGGGCGGAACUUUAUCUGGCGGUGCUUAACGAGGAUCGUUACAGGCCCCGAUUACCCGAUGGGAUAACCCAGUUAUCGGCCGUGGUGACCUGCGGCCCGUCGUCGGCGACCUUCAACAAACCUGUGAUUCUUCAAUUCGAGCAUUGCGCCGUGUUGCAUCCGGCAACCUGGGAAUUAAGCGUUUGGGCUUGCGACGGUGUUAACGUCGACGACGGUUCCUCGUCGAUAGUAUCGAAAGAUCACCAGUCAAUUACAUGGAGCAGAGUGUUAACUCUAGGCAACGAGACUAUCAAUACACCGUUGUUCACGCAGUUAGAUCGCUCGGAGGCUUUCAUUGUGACCGAGCAGCUUCGCAGUUACGUUUUAGCCGGUCAGAGUUGCGAAAGUUCGAUCGCCACAAAGCGAUUGCGAUUAGCGCUCUUCGCCAGCCAGGCCGGUCAGUGUUGUGUCAGAGUUUACGCCGUGGAGGAUACGAGGGCGGCCAUGAAAGCCAUCGUCGAUCGGGAGUCGCAGAUCAGAGGCUAUCUGCUGGACAAGCCGCGCACGUUGCUGUUCCAAGACAACGGGGAAUCGCUCUGCGUCAGUCUCGAAGAAGUCGGCAACGAGUGGCAAAGCAAGUCGCCCACGGAACGCCAGGAAGUCUCGUUCCGGGAUGUUUGGAACUGUCAAGAGAACGCCAAGCACGUGACCUUCGGCCUGGAUACGGCUUUUGACCCGACCAUCACGAGGAGCUACAAGCUGCAAGUCUCGCAAGGAAACUCUGAGAGACAAGUCUUCAGAAUCGUUUACGACGGAGCAAAACAGUUGAUCUCCUCGGGUAGCGUCACGAGACCACUCAGGGAAGUCACCGUGGUUAGCAGCGGACACGCUAACAACGCCACGACAGACCCUACCACGCUACGACCUUUUCGGUUUACGAGAUCCUUGAGGAAGCAGCUCUGCCAAUGUUUAGACCCGCCGAACGCUCUGGGUAAUGAUUGGAGAAUGCUCGCGCAAAGGCUUCAAGUCGACAGGUACAUCAAUUACUUCGCGACUAAGGCCAGCCCGACCGAGCAUAUUCUCGAUUUGUGGGAGGCAAGGCACCGGGAACCGACAGCGGUGACGGAUCUGCUGAACCAUCUUAGAAUAAUGGGCAGAACCGACGCCGCCACGAUUCUGGAGGCGCAGCUCGGCCCGUGGCUCUGAAUAAACAGAAAACCGGAUCUCGAGAAGCGUUUCCAGCGGUGAGUGAAAGUCGAGACCAUUGUACGCCCACCCAGAACGGGCAACCAGUGUAUUGAUGGGUGAUCGAACGGCGACCGAUGAACUCGAAAUCGAUCAGUGAAUACAGUGAGCCGGAUUGCCUAAUGAAUGAAUACGCGAGAGAGGAAGGAGUGAGAAGCAAGGAGGCAGGAGAACUAGGUUCUUCGAAACGGACUCAUCGAAACACUGCCUUAAUUAUGCGCGACACACGCGUCAGUACUUUGUAUAUAAACGUGCGAUAGUGGCAAGUCCUUUGGAAUUUCCUCUUGAGAGGGGAUCCCACGGACAAGUUGAGGACCGAGAAAUAUUUGUAUCCGUGAGUUCAAGAGCGAUAUAAUACGCGUAAAAAAAAACCGUAUACAGGGUGUAUCUGAAAUGAUGCAAAAUUCUGAAAUGAGCUAAAAUUCGAAAAUGUGUGAAAUUGACCAAACACCCGCAACGCAAAUUUAUUUAUCUCUCAAAAGAGAGUGAUAGAUAACGUCAAAACCUUUUUUUCUGAAAUACAGCCAAUUUUUAAUUUUUUCCCCAAACUUUAGAAGCCUCUAGCUCGGAGGGAGGGUUCAUUUGCGGACCCAUGUUCGUAGGAAAAAAAGUCUUAUAUUAUUUUAAUCUCUAGAAUACGCUCCUAAAGUUUAGUGCAUCAUUUCAGAUACACCCUGUAUAAUUGUGACGAAAUAAUUAGGGACUGUGCAUUUAGACGGACAUACAUGUACAUACAUACACUAAAAACACGCGCGCAGAUGAAUAUAUCCAUUUUAGAUGGAUGUUUCUAUAUAAAUACAUGUUAUAUAUAGAUAUAUAUAUAUAUAUAUAUAUAUACAGGACACCAAGUAAAGUUCGAGCGGAUCGACAAUAUCCGCGACACUUCGACGCGAUGACGCAAUUAUUAUCGAUUUGUUAACACGCAUGCACGCGAGCACGAGCGAGUGGUUAUUAUUUUUCUGAAAAUCGUGCCAAAAUUACUUCGGUUUCGUACGCGUACAUUUCCGUUUAUUGUUGCAUUAGAAUUUCGUGAAUAUGCCGUAUGUCCCUUUUAUGCGUGUCGACAAUACAGAGAUCGCGGUGAACACGAGAGGAUAUGAUGCGUGUCGCUUUAAAUGCGUUGCGCACAGAGUCCGAGCAACGCGAUCGCAUAAAACAAGCUAAUUAUAACAGACAUGAUUUAAAUCAACGAUUUAUUUGAGAGAUUGUAUAUUUGUUACUUUCGACGAAUAAAAUAUUCUUGUAUA